Geodia barretti is the source of this 909-nucleotide messenger RNA. The record is from the annotation of a GenBank genome assembly. NCBI's taxonomy places the organism in Eukaryota, Metazoa, Porifera, Demospongiae, Tetractinellida, Geodiidae.
AUGCGACGUGCGUUCACCGCCCUGCGCUCGGGUUCCCCCGGGCCGGUGGUUCUGGAGAUGCACCAGGACGUGCUGAUGGCCCAGGCCGAUGACGAUGUGUUGGCAUAUACCGCGGUGGGAACGCCGGGCAAAGCCGGCCCUUCGGACGCCGAUGUCCAACGCGCCGCCGAUCUUCUCGUGAACGCCCGGUUGCCCGUCCUCAACGCCGGUGGUGGAGCCAUGGGCGCCGGCGCCGCCGACGAAAGUCAUCGGACACUGGCCGAACUCCUCACUAAUGCCGAGUGGAUGCCCCGGUUCACCGACACCGAAACACCCACCAAUGGCUACCGCGUGGUGUACGAACUGCAGCAGCUCACCGAUCCCGAGCGCACCAUCGCCCUUCACGACGCCGGUGGCAGCCGUGGCUACAUGGUUCCCUUCUGGACCACCACCAAACCGCGCAACUUCGUGGCCAUGGGUGGGAUGGCGGCGAUGGGCUGGUCGGUGGGAGCCGCCAUCGGCACCAAGCUGGCUCGCCCCGAUCACCUGGUGGUGCACCUGCUGGGAGAUGCCUCCUUCGGCAUGACCGGUAUGGAGGUUGAAACCGCGUCCAGGAUGGGUCUGGGUGUUCUCACCGUCGUCAUCAAUAACGGCGGCAUCGGCGGCGGCAUGAUGGGCAUGGAAAAUCCCGCCGGAACUCCUCCUGAGAUGGCCGUCCUGGGUGGUAAUUUCAGCGUCGUCGGUGAGGGUCUGGGCGCCUGGACUGAACGUGUGGAGCACCCUGACGACAUCAGGCCGGCGUUCCAGCGCGCUAUCCGGGCCCGAAGAAGGUCAGCCGGCUUUGGUAGAAGUCAUGAUCCGGCCGUUGCCCACUCCCGAACUGCCCGACGACUGGUCGUUGUAGCCGUUCGUUGCAUCGGUCGCAACUGA